AGAAGUGAAGAGGCAUGGAGGAACAUACUUGGCUGGAAAGAAAAGGGACUGGAAAUGUGUCUGCACGUAAUAGGGACUGUCAAUGGCAGGAUACCAGCUGUGGUCACCAUGGACCCCACUGGACGAGAGCUUCCAAUGGCUGCGGCACACGACACCCACCCCUUCCUCCAAGCACCCCUUUAAAGCCUCCCCUUGCUUUGCACACACCCCUUCUGACCUGGAAGUGCAGCUGUGCUUUCAAGAGGUCACUCUAGUGCUAGACACCCCGUUCCUGGAAGCUGGAGUCAGUCCCAAGUUACCCUGCCACACAUCAGAGCUCCGAAUCAUCAACAGCAAGAAAGGCCUGGUGAGGAAGCCCCAGCCCGUCCGCCUCAGUGGAGUGGAUUCUGUCUUUGGCAGGGUCAUCACGGCUCAGCCACCCAAGUGGACGGGGACCUUCAGGGUCUCAGACAAGUCAGCCUUCUGCAAAAUCAUCAGCAGGGAGCAUCAGUGGCCCACUGGCCUCAAGGAGCCUCAGAUCCAGAUGACAGUGACGAUGUGCAAACAGAUGCUGCGUUCUAUCCUCUUGCUGUAUGCAACCUACAAGAAGUGCACCUUUGCUUUGCAACACUCCAAGUAAAGGGCCCCAUCGGUCUGCAGUUGCUUACACCAUGCCCUCUGGCGUGUACCUGAAGCUUACAAAAACCUGUCCUGGAAGAUGAAAUGGUGAUAUCGCCCCAGAGACUUUGAUCUUCUGCCAAGCAGUGACAACUAAGGAGCCCCUUUUCUCCCCUGCUCUCCAAAAACAAGGCCAGUGAUACAGAGCAAGGGAGGACAUUUCUACUGGAAAGUCAAACCACCAUUUAA
Molecule: messenger RNA, 846 nt
Organism: Dipodomys ordii (Ord's kangaroo rat)
Lineage: Eukaryota; Metazoa; Chordata; Mammalia; Rodentia; Heteromyidae
Gene: Fancd2os
Product: FANCD2 opposite strand
Exons: 2
Coding region: 83-619 (178 amino acids)
Source: RefSeq, a predicted model, not a curated record